Molecule: messenger RNA, 5822 nt
Organism: Helicoverpa armigera (cotton bollworm)
Lineage: Eukaryota; Metazoa; Arthropoda; Insecta; Lepidoptera; Noctuidae
Gene: MAPk-Ak2
Product: MAP kinase-activated protein kinase 2
Exons: 8
Coding region: 252-1301 (349 amino acids)
Biological process (GO): intracellular signal transduction; peptidyl-serine phosphorylation; protein autophosphorylation
Cellular component (GO): cytoplasm; nucleus
Molecular function (GO): calcium-dependent protein serine/threonine kinase activity; calcium/calmodulin-dependent protein kinase activity; calmodulin binding
Source: RefSeq, a predicted model, not a curated record
GUACGCCAGUGAGUGACGAACGAAGCAGCACUGUUCCGCGAUUACUCAACGUUUCGCGACGUUCGCUCAUUCUCACACACGGAACUAUUAUAAUUUCACAAGUUUAUUUCAAUUACCGUGUUCUUGUGUAACAUAAAUAAACGAAACAAUAUACUAAUACUAAUUCUAAACAGUGUUGUAGUGGCAUUGUGUUGACAAAAGUGUUAAAACAACUUUAUGUUUGGUCAAUCAAAAUAGUGUCGUGAAUCAAGAUGAGUAACUUCACAAAGUUUAUCAAAACUACGCCGAUCACGGAUGAUUACGAAAUCUCCAACACUGUUCUUGGCCUUGGCAUCAACGGAAAGGUGGUGGAAUGCAAAGAAAAGACAACAGGAGCAAAACGUGCAUUGAAGGUUUUACACGACAACGCAAAAGCACGUCGAGAAGUUGAGCUGCAUUGGAGAGCAAAUGGCUGCAUUCAUAUUGUCCAGGUCAUCGAUGUAUAUGAAAACACUUACGGAGGCCGAGGAUGUCUCCUGGUUGUGAUGGAGUGCAUGGACGGAGGAGAGCUGUUCCAGAGGAUCCAGGAUAAUAGGGAAGGUGCCUUCACUGAAAGACAGGCUGCUGAGAUAAUGCACUCAAUAUGCGUCGCUGUCCGCCACUUACACGACUCGAACAUCGCUCACCGGGAUAUCAAACCUGAGAACUUGCUGUAUACUAGCACACAACCGAAUGCUGUGCUCAAGCUGACAGACUUCGGCUUCGCUAAGGAGACUCUGACACCAGCAGAUACGCUGCAGACUCCUUGCUAUACGCCUUAUUAUGUGGCACCUGAGGUCUUAGGCCCAGAGAAAUAUGACAAAUCCUGCGAUAUCUGGUCGCUAGGCGUCGUCAUGUAUAUUCUUCUGUGUGGAUUCCCUCCGUUUUACUCGAAUCACGGUCUCGCUAUAUCUCCUGGAAUGAAAAAGCGCAUCAGACUAGGACAAUACGACUUCCCGGAGCCUGAAUGGUCCAACGUGUCAUCUGAGGCCAAGAACCUGAUCCGCGGGAUGCUGUCCGUCGACCCUGCUAAGAGAUUAUCUAUACAACAAGUAAUGUCAAGCCCCUGGAUCCGCCAGUUCACCCAAGUUCCCCAGACACCACUCUACACUCACACCCUACUGCGGGAGAGUGGCGAGGUGUGGGCGGACGUGCAGGAUGAGAUGACUCGCUCGCUGGCCACCAUGCGGGUGGAUUACGAUCAGGUGACGGUCCAAAUCAAAGCGUUGGAACAGAGCAACAAUUCUCUUCUCAACAAACGAAGAAACAAAGUGGGCGCCUGAUACAGCAGUUUAGAAGACUUGCGCCGUUAAAAACGUACAAACGUACGAAAACGACGGUAGUGCAAAAACUUUUAUGUGAUACGAGUACUUUGAGUUCUACAUUUGAAUCCGUUUCGCAGUUUGGUGUCAGCGCCAUCUAGUUGGCUUAGUGAGCAACUUUUUGGUGAUUUCCGAUAAUGUGGUUUUUGAUAGAUUGUGCACGUUUUGAUUCUGAAAAAUAUCAAUGAAUAUUAAAUAUUGAAGAAUAUAUUGUAAAGUGUCACCGCGUCUUAUAUAUACAGUUGACAGGCUGUCAGUUUACUAGGCAUUAUAGCAUUUUUUGUACCGACUUAAAGCCAUUGUCAACUACACCAAAAACGGUUAGACCAUAGUUGAAUUUAUGCGUCAAACUGUAUGGCGGCUUAACUGUUUUUAAGUUAGGCAGGUACCAGAGAUGUGGGAAAUCCCUAUAUAGGUAUCCGUGCUCGGAAUUCAGAUGCGAACCGCCAUUAACUUUGGCGACAGCAUACUUAUGAACUGGUUUUGACACCCGAGUCGUGUCAAAAGUUAUCAAUAUUUUUGUAAACGAGCUUUUAAUGAAAUACAUUGAUUAUAAUAGAGAAAAGUGGGUAUCUCCCAUAACCUAUGGUUGACUUUCUAGGCGUAAUAUUUAUUUUGCAUGAUAUUUUUUGUAAGUACUUCACAAAUAUGUUAUUGGAAAUCACCAACUUGUAAAAUGCAUUGUAAAAGUAUUAACAUCAAAUAAAUGUUUAGAAUAAAAAUAAUGUAAUUUAGAAUAAUUUAGCAUAUAUUGGAAAAUUAUAUCAAGAAUUCAUUCUUCAAAUUAGAAAAAGAAAAUUUAUUUUUAUAUUCACAAAAUUCGAAAAGUCGGUUUACAUCAUUAUUUAUUGAGUACAAAAAUAAAUGUAUUUUCAUUAAUCAGUCUAUUUCUUUAGAAAGAAACUGGACACAAAAUUAUUUUUCUAAUAUUUUAGUAUACAAAUAUUUAAGCCUCAUCUUUCUUACACUCACAUAAUUAUAUAUUCCAUUUAAUUAAUUAAUCAACAACUACUAAAGUUUCAAAAAAAAAAGAGUAUUUCGUAAAUAAUGAUGCAAUCCGACUUUUUAAGAAUUCAAAAUAAAAUAAUCUAUUUUGUCUAUAUAGAUUAUAUUUUUUCAGACUACAUCAUUCAAUAUCACAAUUUUUAUUUCUAUUCUAGUUUUUAAGUAUUUAGAUUAAAUAAAUUUCGUAUUUAAGCUCAAUUUCCUUUUUUGGGGAGAUUAAUUUAUUCUUAAAGUCUGAUAAAUUUAUACUAAUUUGUUAGUAAAUUGAGUCAUUGAACAUCUUUGGCACUCGUUAAGUCUGACAACCAGUCUUAUUAAGGCGUAUCGGGUUGCCUAGGUAACUGGGUUGAGGAGAUCAGAUAGGCAGUCGCUCCUUGUAAAACACUGGUACAGAUACAAAAGUAUAUAUUUAUCAGACUUUAAGACAUUUCGUAGUUGUAAUCUAAUAAAUGAUUGUAUUAAUUGUCUCUCAAUUUGACAUCACAAGCUAUAUUAUGAAAUAGCUAUAGUAAAACAGUUUUUUUUUUUUUGGAAAAUAAUAUAAAAUGUCUUACCUCGAUAUACUCAAACGUUACUUAACUUCAAGUGCUACUUAAAAGCAUACAAAGAUGGAAUCAUCAGCACGAAUCUUGAGCGCUGACCUUCACCUGCGCAGUAGUGAUUUAUUAGCAAAGAUUCAAUCCCGAGUGACGGCUAUGACGCGAUGCGCUGCGGGCCAAUCACCGCUUUAGCCCGCCCCCGCGCCUCACUUCAUACCACAAAAGGGACACAAUAAAUUACUUUUGCGCAGGUGAAGGUCAGCGCUCAAGAUUCGUGCCGAUGAGUAUAGAAUUAUGUUUGAGCUGUCUUUAAUUUUAAGUGGCGUUUAUGUAUUCGGCUGUUUGAUAUUUAUUUAUUGGACAUUACAUUGGGAAAUAUAACCUUAUAAAAAUUAAAAUUCUAAAUCAUUUUUAGAACUUAACAGUUAUUAGAACUAAUACAGAAAUAAUAUGAGUUUAAACGCUUUUUCGGUAAAUUGGCUUGGCCGAUUGGUAUGAAAUUUGAUGUUUUAUGAGAUGCUAUACUUUAAAAUGUAAUAGUUACUUAAUACAGGUGCAAUCACGAGAAGUUAAGCUAUAUAUACAUAGAAGUCACACGAUCUCCUAUACAUUGUUGUAAAUAAUUAACAUGCUUUUUUUAAGCCAUAAAAAUACACUUAAUAUUUAUCAUGGAGAACAAAAUGACUAGCGGAGAUGUCAUAACGGAAAAUCUCCUAAGAAAGUAGCGCGACAACAUGCGGGUGCGAGGGGGACGAGGAACGUUACUAGCUCCAACCUUAUACGCCUUCCUUGGAACCUAUUCAUUUUGUGUAAUACCAAAAAUCGUUCACAGAUGUCUCAAUACGACCUCGAUGGCGCAAUGGUCACCAUGCCGGACUGCCGAACCUGAGGUCCCGGGUUCGAUUCCCGGUUCGGUCGACAUGUGUGUGAUGAGCAUGCUUGUUGGCCGUGGUCUGGGUGUUACAACAUGUAUUUAUCAAUAUGUAUAUAUGUAGCUAUAUGUAGUUUAUCAGUUGUGUUAGCACCCAUAACACAAGUUAAUUAAUAACUUACCAUGGGGCUAACCGACCGUGUGUGAAAAUGUGUCCAGACAUUAUUUAUUUAUUUAAAAGUCCCAAAAAAAAAAAAAAGAUGCUCGAGACAGAGAAAAAAGAUGCUCGAGAUGUCUCAAUAACCCGAACGCCUCAUUAAUUCAGUCGUAACUGCUAGUUUCAGUCAUGCCUACCUUACGUGUUUGACCUACAAGAAGGCGCUGACCUACCUGUGUUAUGGCAUCUCCGCUUUUUCCUUACUCCUUAUUAUAUUAACCCAUAACUCAGGAUUUUCUUCAAUUGAGCUGAGUAUACACUUGCGACAAAAAAAUCGCAAAGUCGCACGUUAAUGCCAGCCUUUAUUAUAUUAGACUUCACACGUUCACAAGUUGUGAUUAGAAUGUAAUUAGUUGUUAUAUUAAAUGUUACUUAAUUUGCUUAAUUGAUAGGACAUUAUUAAGAAUAACUAUUGGUAGAAAACUAUACUCUAUUCAAGUAGGUACUUAACUAAAGAUAAACAGUCUUGAUACUUUCGAAUUUUUAUUUAAGAACUCUUUAUAAAAAAACUAAAAAACACAACGCUAGUCAUGUAUUGUCAUCAGAACUCAGAGGGUGUGCAAAAUUUCAUCCUAAUCGAAGACCGGGAAGUGGGUCAAAUUAAGAUUCCAAGAUUUUCUUACAUACAUAGUUACAAGUGAAGCUAAUAUAAGCGUAUUACAAUUAAAGGGGUUUUUUUAACGACGUAAAAAAUCAUCAAAUGACCCUCCCGCUGUGGUUUAGCAGCGGUGAGGGAGUGUCAGACUCUUACCGACUAAAAACCGUCGUGUUCCGCUUAGGCCUUUUAUGCACCAGGGCCGCGGUAACACGCGCGAAGAACCCGCAGCCCCGUCAGGCCAAAUUGAAGGGGCUUAAAAUUAAUAUAUAAGAGUUUGAGUCUGAUUUUUUUUCUAUAUGUAUUUGUGUAAAAAAUCAUAUCAAGAUGGUUUACCUUUAGUUAAGUACCCAAAUGGAAUAUAGUUUGUUUUCUUGUCUUAAAUUGACUGUUUUUGCCAGUCGAUUUUGAAUAUUUUUCUCUAUAUAUCUAGUAAACAAAUGUGAGGUUUAAGUUAUAUUUUCGGGCUUGCAAUAUCUUUAAAGAAGUGAUAAAAUUUCAUUUUUGUAAAUUUGGCUCGUUUUUUUAUUAUUUACCGUAUCCAAAAUUUUCCUAAAGGUAAUCAUUCCACUUUUUUAAACUAUUAUUCCUCCAAAAUAUUUGUUUUAACCAACUUCCCAAAUAGGAGGAGCUUCUCAAUUCUGUUUUCUUUUUGUCAUCAAAGAAUAUGGCCUCCUGUCUAGAUAUGAUUUGGGAAAGACAAAAUGGAAUUUUGGUUAGACAAUCGCUGCGAUUAGUCGCAAAUUAUAAUAGUUGAACGUCAUACAAUUCUUAAUAUUGGUUUAUAAUAUGUUCUUAUGAUUAUUUUAAUUUGUUUGAUUCAAAAAUUAAAAUUCACCCACACGUUUUUUUUAUAGAAAACUUGUACAAAAUUGUCAAUUUUCUGUGCUAAAAAUUCACAUUUAGGUAUCUAUAAGUAAUAAUUGUAAAUUUCUGUGUGUUUAAAUUCUUCUAUAUACUGUCAAUUUCUUUGUACAUACAGCAUAUCAAGCUACUCCGAUCUGUGAAAAUCAAAAUCAUUAUUAAAUCAAUAUCAAGCUUUAGAAAUAAACUUGAUAAUCAAUUAAAGAAUUUUGGCAUAAUAUUGUAGUAACUUGAUAUGCUGACUGUGCCUAUAUUAAAAUUUGUGAAAUGCUGUCACAAACUAUUGAUAAAAAACGCUUUAGUGAUUAAAAAAAGAGUAAUAUGUAAUGUGAAAACAUUGAGUGACUAUGCUAAUAUGUAUUGUAAAAAAUAAAUAAGGCUGUACACCCUA